ACCAGGAAGCAGAGGAGUGUCACAAGGCUGCAGACAUGAGUCUCCGCCAACCCACCUCUACGCUGGACAGGGCAGCCAAUAAGAAAAACGCCCACCUGUUCAGGCUCAGCAGUCUGACCAUCGGGGACUCAGAGCGCAAAUCCUCUGCUACCCAGCAGAGGGAGCUAACGGCUGACGUCCCUGCUGAGAGCACAGGUCCUGGUCUUGUCCAUAGAUGUGUGGUCGUGCAGAAGGACCAGCUCGGUUUUGGCUUCACAGUGUGUGGAGAGAGAGUCAAGCUAGUGCAAAAUGUCCGACCAGGUGGUGCAGCAGUCAAGGCCGGGGUCCAAGAAGGGGACCGAAUCAUAAAGGUGAAUGGCUCGCUGGUGUCCUCCAUGUCCCAUCAGGAGGUGGUAAAGCUCAUCAAAUCUGGAACCUACGUAGCUCUGACACUACAAGGACCUCCCCCGUCAGCUGCCUCCUUGCCCUUAGAGCCCCUCCCCACUGACCUCUCACCCAAUCAAAGGACAUCUCUGGGUGGGGAGGCUCCACCCCCUCCACCUCCACCCCUACCCUCUGGACUGAGCAGCAACCCUUCCCAAAGAAUCACUGGACCCAAACCACUACAGGACCCAGAAGUACAAAAACAUGCCACUCAGAUACUCAGGAAAAUGCUUGAGCAGGAAGAGGCUGAACUGCAGGACUUGAUGGAGGAGCGGUUGAGGAACCCAUCGCCAUCACUGGAGGAGCGAAUUGAAAGUGCCAAGAGGAGAGCUCAUCAAGUCAGGGUCAAGAUUCAGCAAGAUCUGGAGGGAACUCGAUCAGAAUCUGUCACAAGCUAUGUCAUAGCAGGAGAAGGUCGACUAUCAGUGGACUCAAGCGAAGGAGACAUGGAGGCAUUUGAGAGUCCCCACUCCUCUCCCUCAUCCUCCUUCAGGACCCCCCUACACCGACGGCAGAGCUCCGAUACACACACCCUCUCUGAUUCGGGCGGAAAGGCUCAGAUCAUCGGCCCUGAAGAAGAGGAUGAAGAUGACGGCUAUGCAUUUAAUGAGAUGGAUGGUCCAUUCCAGGACAUCGAAUUGUUGAAAUCACGACCAGCACACAUGACAGUGUUCAUGAGAUAUGUCUUCACCCAGCUUCUGGACCCUAACCCUCUGCUGUUUUACCUGUCAGUGGAGGCCUACUUGGGCUCCAGUCCUAAAGAUGCCCGCGCACUUGCACCUCAGAUCUGCUCUCAUUUCCUGGACCCAGAUGCCCCCUUGAAAAUCAAAGUACGAGAGGAGUAUCUCACAGAUAUCGAGAGUCGAUUACAUGCCCAGGAGGACAUCAGAGGACCUCUGUCUGAGCUGCAGCAGCAGGUGCUGCCAGACAUUCAGGACCAGAUACAGGACUACAGGAACAAGCAGAUGAUGGGUCUUGGCUCUCUGUUUGGAGAAGGAGACCUGCAGCACCUUGAUGGAGACCCCGUGAAAGAGAGACAGGUGGUGGACAGACAGGUUACUGCCCUAUGGGAGAUAUUAUCAAAGCACGAAGAGGACAGAAGUUCUCCUCUGGCAUCGGCGGUCCUCCUAUACCUGCGUCAUUCUGGUAUCAAGCUAAGAGACUCCAAGGUCUUUCCUGGUCUGAGCACAGAGAAGGAGAAGUGGCUCGCCUUCUUAAAGACGAAAAAGCUGAGUGGUAUCAAGAAAGAGAAAGAUGGAGAUGAUAAAAAGAGAAAUCCCAUCCUGAAGUACAUCGGCAAACCCCGGACCACAUCCCAGUCCACAUUCCAUGUCCCGUUGUCACCCACCGAAGUCCGUCCUGGCAGUGUGAGGAACAUCAUUCAGCAGUUUGAGAAUCACACAGAGACGACAGGAGAAGAGGGGGGUGAUGCUGCCGACCCCCAGAGGCUUUCCUCCAGCAGCCUCGGCGAAGACAGCAUGGACAGCCCUACGGUCUCAGUGCGUCUGGCACGCAGCGAGUCGUUGAAGGCUCAAGGAGAAGGGCGUCGGCGGGGUGUUGCCUCAGGAACAGAGUCUGUCCCCCGCUCUCGUAGUGAUGUGGACAUGGAGGACUGUGGGGAGGAGAGGGAGGGGCCGGGCCUCAGGCUGCUACAACACAGCGCCUCGUCAUCCGCGUCCAGCAGCUCUGCACGGUCCCUAGAGAACCCUACACCCCCAUACACCCCUCGGUCUAGACGCAGGAGUGUGGACUCACCAUUGGCCCUGCUUCCGGACGCUGCCGCGCUAGAAGAGGACGUGUGUGACGGUCAGAACUGGCAGGACACGGCGCCUCCUCAGCUCCUCGCCACGCUCAGCCCGAGGGAGGUGGACAGACAGGCCGUUAUAUAUGAGCUAUUCACCACUGAGGUGUCCCACCUGCGGACCCUGCGUGUCCUGGACAAGGUCUUUUUCCAGAAGAUGAGGUCUGUGCUGAACUCUGACGAGCUGGCCUGCAUCUUCCCCAACCUGCCCCAGGUCUACGACCUCCAUGCAAGUCUGUGUGAGGCGAUGAAGAAGCGAAAAGAAACUCCCAUCGUUCAGGACAUCGGCGACGUAAUGCUGGCCAGGUUUGAAGGUGCAGCUGGAGAUGAGUUUCAGGAACAGGCGUCUCAGCUGUGCAGUCAGCAGUCUCAGGCUCUGGAGCUCAUCAAGAACAAAAAACGUAAAGACCCUCGCUUCGCUCACAUCAUCCAGGAGUGCGAGGCGAGUCCUCACUGCCGGAGGCUGCAGCUUAAAGACCUGCUGGUGUCAGAGAUGCAGAGACUCACCAAGUACCCUCUGCUGCUGGAUAACAUCAUUAAACACACAGAGGCUGGUUCGUCGGACCUCCCCUCACUCCAGCGCGCCCAGGCUUGUUGCCGCGGGAUACUGCAGGCAGUGAACGAGGUCGUCAGGGAAACAGAACACCGUCAGCGUCUCAGCCAAUACCAACGCAGGCUGGAUGCUGCCCCUCAAUUCAAGAAUCUGGACCUGACCACAAAGAGGAUGAUUCAUGAAGGUCCUCUCACCUGGAAAGUGAGCAAAGAUAAGCAGAUAGAGAUCCAGGCUCUGCUGCUCUCAGAUUGCCUGGUGCUUCUUCAGAGGGGACCAGACGACCGGCUACAAUUGCGAUAUCCAUACCGUUGGCUGGGCGGAGGCGGAGGAGGCACUGGAGACAGCAAGACCUCCUUUAGCCCUCUGGUGAAGCUGGACUCACUGCUGGUCCGCUCAGUAGCUACAGACAACAAAGCCCUGUACGUCCUCAGCACCACAGAGAGGCAGAUCUACGAACUGGUGGCUGGGACGUUAUCAGAGAAAAACACCUGGAAAGAUUUACUUGAAAAGACCGUCGCAACGACUGGUGGCUCAUCACCCCUGAUCAAUCAUGGAUCCACGCCAAUACCUUCCCCCAGUAUCCGCAGCGUGUCCCCGGUCUCAACUGGCAGCAGUGUCUAUACAGACAACUCAAUGACAGAGCAGUUAGAUUCCAUGAAGACUCAUUCCUCCAGCAAUGACAUUGUGCUCUCUGACGACACACCUAUGGACCAAUCAGGAGCUUUCAUCUGUGGUGAAAGUCAAGCAGUUGGUGUGGCAGAGGCCGCUUUACAAGACGUUGAAACACUACGACGACUCAUAUUACGAGACCUGGAAGAGGACGGAUGGAGCCACGACUCAGAUGACACACCCACCAACGAGACGGCCAAUGAAGGGAACUCGUUCACUGACAGACGGCGGCCAGAGUCUUUGGAGACUGUCCUCGACUUCAGCACUAACGACUGGGAGCCUGAACCAGAAGCAGUUCCCCCCUCAGACACUGAACAACCAAGCAUUCAGGUCGUAAGGAAAGCUGUGGUUGUGGGUCCUCCUUCUUCUUCUGUCCCUGAUGACAUCACUGAUGAUGUCGCCUUCCUCUCCGACCAAUCAUCCAAGCUGAGAGGCGAGGCCACUACACAGGGGAACACUUUCUACUUAGUAAUGCCAACAGAGCAGGGAGAGAGCGUCACUGAUGACCUCAACGACCCUCCUACCCCCACCGCCAGUCACUUUCCUCAGCCUCUGGAGGAAGCGAUGACACCACAGAUGCAGCCGGAGGAGGAAACGCCAGCCUGUGGUCCAGAGCCCAACCAAUCAGAGGCAACGCAACUGGAACAGGAGGAGGAAACCAGCCAAUCGCAGGCUGGGCACCAGAAUCACAUGAUCAAAAACGUGGAUGAGAUUUUCCACACCAUUGAGGGGUUGAUGAACAAGUUGCGCCAGCUGAAGGAAAUAGAGAAGGCUCAUUACAAGCUUUUGAAAACCCUCACAGAGCCCUCUGACAGUCAGGAGUCAGGGGACCAACAGUGUCACUUGGCAACUGUCUCCAGGACGCCAUCUCUGGAUCGCGGCUCAGGAGACAGCAGAGAAGUAAAUCCAGCAGAACCGAAGAUUCAGUCAACUGGAUUCUGACGUCGCUCUAGAGUGGAUUUACUUGCAGUCAUUCACUCUUGACUGACGGCAUACAUACACACCCCUAUGUACCCACUGUCAGACUCGGGCACCCUAGCCCCGCCUCCCCCUUGCCCCUCAUCCCUGCAUGCACCAACCACUGGAGCAGAACCUAAGAAGGACGGUAGCCGUUUUUGUUUUCGUGGUUCCCCGGGAUACCAAGGAGCUGGUCGGAGUCAUCGGGAUUUCUGAGGUCAACGCAGUCUCCGACUUCUACCAGAGCAUGAGGGAGUCCAGGGCAAGUGAGGGAAAAAAAGUAUGAAGGAACACAAAGGCAGAAGACAAGUUGACUGGUGGAGAGAAAAGGAAAAGUUGGAAGAACCGAAAGUUGUAAAAAAUGACCAAGUUGGAUAUUUGUGAAGGAAAAUGAGUUGUAUGUCUUGCUUUUAAGAGCUGGUUGAAGGAACGGAGCAGAAAAGUGUUUUAAUGUUAAUUUAAGGAAAAAUCCAAGGGACCCAGCACUUUACCCACAAUGCAUCCCCCUGUCAUGUACAUCCUCUACUGUGGACAGAUCAGGGACUGGACAUGCCUUGGGCUUCAUUUAGGGGCCGACACUUGAGCCAAGAUGGCCUCCGGGGGUCCCCUUCCCCCCUCCACUGGUUGCUUUACACUGAGUUCACCUGCCACUAUAGUAGAAGGACUGUGUCUAUAUAAUUCAGGUUAUUUGCACUGGGUGAGGAAACCAAUAUCGCAUACAUACGAGCAUUGUUUAAGCGUUUUUAUUCAUCUCAGACAUUCAUAAACGAUAGAAUUAUUAUCUAUGGGAACAGUUGCAGCCAUGAUGUCAUAUCCCCAAGCCUUCUUUUAAGCUACAAGAUGGCUGUCCAUCAGUGCAACAUAUUGAUCAUUACAUGGUUCGUAUUGCUUGUUCAUUUUUGAGUUCUGGAAAACACUACUGCACUGUUUACUACUGAAAUGCUGGCAGGUUUUAUUUUUUAGCGCUGCUUCAGAGGCGUACAGGGAUCUCAGCGAUUCACACAACAAGCUCAGCGGAUUCACACAGCUGUUCUGAUCAUGUAAAGUCUUUUAGGUUAAAAGUUUGGGAGAUUUAGGAUGUUUUCUGAGCUAGGUUUAAGACAGGCGAGGUCGACGAGGAGUGUGAGGAGACAGGGCAAACACAUAUUCAAACUUAGACACUUGAAUUUUCAGUGAAAACUUGUUUGUUACUCAAUCAAAUCGCUGCCAAAAAUAUUGCCGCGGACAUUGCCUGCCUACACUUUUAAGAUUUGACUGCGCAUCCUUUAGCCCUCCGCAGUGUAUUGUGUGUAAAUACCACAGUAACUACUGUGAACCAGCAUCUUCUCGCAUCCAAUGCUCAUGCCAUAUAGUGUUUAUAUGCGCCAAGCCCACGUCAAAAGCCACGAAAGGACUCUUUACCAAGUGGCUUUCCAAUGAGAGACCCCCCCGAACGUAACAAUUUAUAUUUAUUUGGAGAUGAGAUAAAAACAUUGUAAAAAUUAGAUUUUACAUAUUCAAGGACAACGCGUAGUUAGAUGAAGCAAAAAAUCAUUUAAAGAAAUUGCUCAACAUUUUGGGAAUUAAGUUUAUUUGCUUUCCUGCCGAGAAUUAUGUAGGAAGAUUGAUACCAGUCUCACAUCUGUACUGCCAGCAUCCGGUUAACUUAGCUUACCAUAAACACUGGAGCUAGGGGGAAUCCACUAGCUUAACACUGAAGCUCACUAAAUAACACGUUACAGCUUGUUUUAACACUUCCUGUUUUUUUGGGGUUUUUUUUUAGUACGGAUUAGACAAGAUGGAACAUGUUUAUUAGUGAGCUUUACAUGUGCUGGUAGAUGGACUUUGUUACUUUGAACAGAGCCAGCUGUCCCCCCCCCCCCGUUUCCAGUCUUUACGCAAAGCUAAGCUAACCAGCUGUUGGCUCCCAGCUCUGUACCUAGAGACACACAGACGCGAGAGUGGUAUCGAUCAUCUCAUAUAGGUCUUGGCAUGACAGGGACUAAGCAUAUUUUCCAAAAUGUCAGACAAUUCCUUCAGCUAUUUUUAGAUCAUUUGAGGGGGAAAUUUAUUGUCCUUGACGUUCAGAAAUGUUUUGUCUACACCUUGGUUGAGGCAUCUGUAACCAGCAAAGACUGACACUUCAGCCAAGUGAUUAUCUCUCUCCUCCCCCCUUUUUUUUUUUUUUCUCAAAAGUCCAGCUCUAUGGAUCUAAUGCUACUACACACUAGACAGAAAAUACGUAUUUAAACUGCUACAAGGAAAGAACUUCUUAAUGAGAAGUUCUGUACCAGUAUAAAUGUAUUCUUCUAUUUGUUUUUAGCCUCUUUCUUUCGCUAAUCAAGCUGGGCCGAAUCACACUGGACUGAAUUUUGUUUUUAGCUGGUUUCGAAUGCUAGCUGAAAAGCGCUUCAGUGAGUCCCCCCAGCCUCUUUGCCAGCUCCAGACCUGACAAUACACUACCAGACUGAACCAAACCAACAGCCAAUUGCAUUUUACACUCUAUCAGCCACUGAAUCUGCCAUUAAAAUAAUGUUGUUUCACUGCCUGGUGGAAGGUUUUCACUCUUUAGCCAACACACCCCGAAGGACGAGGAGUUCUUGAAGAGCAGGUGUGAUUUGUUUGUCACAUGUGUACAACUUUAAAAAGAAAAAAGAAUUGCAACUGAUAACGAGAGCAGGGCUACUCAUUGCCGGGACGGCCGAUUUUCACAUCUGACCCUUUAUGAACUCUCAGAAGAAUUUGUGCUAAAAUGUAAAAAUGUUCUACCAAAGUGAAAUAUUCCUUCAGAGAUGUUGAAGGGAACAGUUUGGUUUUUUUUUUUUCCUUCACAUUUUGGCUGCUGUUUUUCAAGCAUCUCAGACCAGGAAACUGCAGUUUUGUUAAUGAAAAGAAAAAAAUUAGAUCUUUAAUAUUAACAUUUUUCCAUGUCGAGCUAUGGACACACAGUCUUCACAUGCAAUGCAAAUUUUUGACCAUAGUUUCACACAAAAAAAAUGAAGAGUGUUGGAUUAUCACUUGGUCUGAGCUGGUUGAAUCAAAAUCAGGAUCUCUUCCUCUUCUCUCAAAAUCUUUCUGUGCAUCUCCUCUUCUUUCCACUCACCUCUAACUACAGCAUUUUUCAGCUCCAAUUUCUACCUCUACACUUCUUUGUAUCUGCAAUUAUUUCCUUUCUUUUUUUUUUUUUUCCUUUUUUUUCCUCCCAUGUAUUUAUCUUAUACAUUCACAUCAGCGUCGUGGCCCUAACCGGCUGUAAAGAAGCUAUAACUGAUUCCUUUUUUUUUUUGAAAAAAAAACAAAAAAAACAAAAAAAAACAAAAAAACAAAA
Molecule: messenger RNA, 7710 nt
Organism: Xiphias gladius (swordfish)
Lineage: Eukaryota; Metazoa; Chordata; Actinopteri; Istiophoriformes; Xiphiidae
Gene: arhgef11
Product: Rho guanine nucleotide exchange factor (GEF) 11
Exons: 42
Coding region: 36-4388 (1450 amino acids)
Biological process (GO): G protein-coupled receptor signaling pathway; intracellular signal transduction
Cellular component (GO): cytoplasm
Molecular function (GO): G protein-coupled receptor binding; guanyl-nucleotide exchange factor activity
Source: RefSeq, a predicted model, not a curated record